CCUCUUUCUUUUCAUUCCCAUAUCUCUUCUUCAUCACUAAAUUUUUCUAAAAAAAAAAAAUUAAUAAUCCCUCUUAAUUUAUUAAUUAAAAUCAUGGGCCGAUACCGCCGUACGGUUUCCUUCCCGAACCCACUUAGCCCGCAAAUGCGGCCCGGUGGAUCCGCUUCGAAGUCUUACCAUGUACGAUCUGUCUCGCUUCCUUGUUACCGAUUGCACCCUUUGAUUCCGCAGCUCCAGGAAGAGUUAGUCGGGCUUCAGGCCUGGGAAUGGGCCCAAUCCGGGCCAUGCUCAAGAGUUGUGGACGGGCUUACUCGUUUAAAGGGUGUUUUAGAUUCUCUUGACGAUGUACUACAGCUUCCUAUGACUCAAGAUUCAUUCUCCUCGAAAACCAACGUCGUUGAGAAGCUUCUAGAAGACUUUCUCCGCUUCGUGGACGUCUUUGGAAUUUUUCGGGCUUCCAUGUUGGGCCUUAAGGAGGAAGUUACUUCGGCCCAAGUCGCCCUUCGUAGGAAGGACGACUUAAAGUUGACCUUAUACUUAAAGGCUCAAAAAAAGAUUGCCAGUGAUAUUGGCAAGCUUAUCUCCACCAUUCCCGUGCCCUCGUCGAAUGGAACUACUAAUAAUGUCUUAAAUUCCGACUCAGAUGACGAGCUAGGGUACGUCAUCAGGGACGUGUACAGGGCAACAAUGUCGGUUUCCGAGACGGUCCUACGGGCCAUCACGGGCUCUUUCGGGCUAUGUAGAAGGCCCAUAUGGGCCAGUUUUGGGCUGGGAAAAAAGGUAAGAAAGGAUGAUCAAGCGAUGAUAGAGGAGUUCCAAAAGGUCAUUGGAAGAGUGGAGAGUUUAGUAGAGUUAAAAAAGAAUAAUUGUAAAGGAGAGAAAAAGAAGAAUGAGGAAGAAGUAAUGAGAAUGGGAGUAUUAAAGGCAAUGCAAGAGUUAGAUAAUUGUAUUGGAGAAUUGGAAAAAGGGAGUGAAAGAGUGUUUAGGAGUUUGAUUAGUACAAGAGUUUCUCUCCUUAACAUCCUAACUCAUGCAUAGGUGUCUUUGAAUCUAAUGGAGAGUUUAGUUAAUAAUAGUAGUUUAAAACAAAGAAUUGCAAAGAAAAUAGAAAAAUCUAAAUUAUUUUUUGAACUUUUGUUUUUGUAAAGUCAUUGUUUAUAAAUAUGGAGUGUUCGGCAAACUAAUUUAUUGAAAAUUUGGUUUGUUUUGAUACAAAUAGAGAGUUGGAUGGUCAAAUCAUCCAAUGAUAAUGUUUGGUAAAUUAGUUGGUUGAAAUAACUUAUUCAUAACAGCUUAUUAUUAUAAAUAAGUUGUUUUUGAAUAAGCUGCUCAAUAGUGUGUUCAAAACCAACUGGUUAAAUCAGUUAAUAUAUCAGCUAGUUAAAUCAGCCUCUAUAUUCAGCUAUUUGCUACCGGUUAUUAGCCGUUUGCCAAAGACUCCAUAAAAAUGUUAUACACAUAUUUGAAGAAUAAUUAUCAUAGUAUACCUUUAAGAAAUCAAGAAUUAUACUCCCUUCAAUUCAUAGCAAUUAUUCCAUUUGAUUUUUGGAUUCUAUUCAUCGAUUAUUCUUAAUUU
Molecule: messenger RNA, 1576 nt
Organism: Amaranthus tricolor (Joseph's coat)
Lineage: Eukaryota; Viridiplantae; Streptophyta; Magnoliopsida; Caryophyllales; Amaranthaceae
Exons: 1
Coding region: 94-1038 (314 amino acids)
Biological process (GO): shoot system development; root development
Source: RefSeq, a predicted model, not a curated record